AGCAGUGGAGAAAGGAGGACCCCCGGGAGCAGGAUCCCGGCGCCCGGUCGCCCAAUCGUGUUCAGGCUUAGGCCCGCAUGGAGGGGACUGCGGAGUCCCAGACGCCUGACCUGCGAGACGUGGAAGGCAAGGUGGGCAGGAAGACCCCUGAAGGGCUGCUCCGCGGGCUGCGAGGCGAGUGGGAGCCGGGAGCCUCUGGCGCUCUGCUGCUCCCAGGGGCACCUACCACGGGCCACGGCCUGGGGGACAAGAUCAUGGCGCUGAGGAUGGAACUGGCUUACCUGCGAGCCAUCGACGUGAAGAUUCUGCAGCAGCUGCUGACCUUGAACGAGGGCAUCGAGGCGGUGCGCUGGCUGUUGGAGGAGCGGGGGACGUUGACCAGCCACUGCAGCAGCCUCACCAGCAGCCAAUAUAGCCUGACAGGCGGGAGCCCAGGCCGCUCAAGGCGAGGCAGCUGGGACAGCCUGCCAGACACCAGCUCCACUGACCGGCUGGACAGUGUCUCCAUUGGCAGCUUCCUGGACACGGUGGCCCCCAGUGAGCUGGAUGAACAGGGCCCCCCUGGGGCUCCCCGUCCUGAGAUGGACUGGGCAAAGUUUAUACCCGGUGGGGAGAGGGCCAGGACUGAGGUGGACCUGACAGCCACCAGGCUAGGGAGCUUGAGGGCUGUGUGGAAGCCCCCAGGGGAGGGGCUCCACAGUGGAUCUCCUGAGCCACCAGAGGAUGAGAGUGCCAAGCUGGGCUUUGAGGCCCACUGGUACUGGGGCCAGUGCCAGGAUGAUGUGACCUUCCUGUAAUGACUCUUUCACCCUCGUGUACUCCAGUGGCUCUUUCAUCACUAGGCCCUGGUCUCCCUUGAAUUUAUUCUCCCUCCAUCUAGGCUUAGGAAGAGGCUGCAUUGAAAUUAAUGACCAUGGAAACCUGGCCUCACCAUCCCUCUGGUCCCCGGGGAGGCUCUGCCUUUAUCCUUCAAUUAUUGGGUCCCUAGAGCUAUUUCCAUAGAUACAUUGACUCUAGUGGCUUGACCUGUGGCUCAGGUGUGAUGGAAUCUCUUCCCCUUUCCCUGCAACUAGGUAAGGAUUUGAGGGCUUAGCACCCUAGGAGAUCAUUGAUGAAGAGAUGGGGGUGUAAUUACCUCACCCAACAUCUAGGAGCCUUGGCCUCCAUCUUGGCCAAGAGGAACGAUUGUGAGGGACAUGGACAUUCAGGGCCAACCCUCCAUGGACUGACCCUCCAGAAGCCUUUGGUGCUGGUAGAGCCACCCCUUCCUGUCUGGUGAGUGAUGUCACUUCCUGCCAGGAUGGAUUAGCCUCUCCUGUCUUUUAGCGGUGCUAGGUCAGCAUAGGGCAUCUGAGCCCCUGCUGCUAAGUGAGACUAUAUUUUUAUUCUCCCUACCAUUACUCCUUGUGAGUGGAACAUAUCAUCCUCCUGGCAGGGAAGUUUCUCACUUGUCAGUUGUUUGUACUUCUUGUCAGAAAGUCUCUUAUUUUUUAAACAGGGAGUUCUCAUUUUAUCCUAGGGGUUCUCACUUCCUCUCUGACCACAUGCCUGUCUAGUGCCAGCACUCCUAUAUCUGUGCUUGUAGUGACAGAACCUGGCAGGGGCCUCGACCUACAGCUCUCAAGAGUCUGUUUGGCUUGCCCUGCCAUGGUCCCCUGUCUUACCCUGUUCCUGGGUUGCCCCCAUUCUUGUAUUCUGGCUCCAAAUCUGUCUGCCAGGAGGUUCAGCCUUUGUGUCUCCACACCUUCUCGGUUUCCACUUUGGGCCUCAGGCCUUUUAUAUGCAGAUGAGUCCCUCAGCCUUCUCUCCCCACUGCUGAUGCAAGCCAGAAGGAGGAGAAGCUUGAGGUGUACCAGAAUCCCUGAAAGGGGGAGGUAUCUGAAAGGGGGGGUAUCUUCUGAGAUCCUGUGAUUCCCCUUCCCCCAUCCUGCCCCAGACCUUCCACCAUUUGGUCACAAGGAUGCCUGCCUGAGGCUGGGACACAAGGAAUCCCCUUGUCUGGGUUACAAUGGGGGGCGUGGCAGAGAAAGACAGAGGCUCUUUGGUCCUAGGGCCCACAUCCUGGGAGGCUGGGAGAGAAAGAAGGGAAAGGCUGCUUUCUUUCUUCCCUGAGAGCAUGCUCUAGGCUCCUGGGACCUGGGGAGGGAGCAGGGGACUGAUUCUGGGCCUGGGUCCCAGGGCCCUAGUGAAUUAUACCAAAGAAGGAAUUCAGGGAAGGUGCCAACCUGGGGCUCAGGGAGAGGACAGGUUGGGGUGGAGGGGACAAGGGCUGUGGUUGAAGUCAGAGUAUGAAUUCUUGGAGAUUAACCCUUUGAACCCCGGGUAACUGCCACUUUGUUGGUCCCUGUCUUUCCUGGACCCUGAAACUAGAUUAUUGGAAGACAAAAAGGAGAAGAAAGGAUGUCAGGUGAUCCUUGCCUGUUUGCUGUGCCCUCCUGAGUUGGAGGAGUCUUCCUCAAGUCCUAGAAUAAUUCCUGCAGUUUCUGCACUUUUUACUCUAUGCUGGGAAGGGAAGAGCCAAGUUGGUCAUCUCUACUUCCCCUAAAUUCCUCAAGUCUUGUUCUGCAACCUCUCACCCCAGUCCUUUUGGGGCAAUACAUUCAGUCCGUUGCUUUCCUCUAAAGACCUCCUCUUCUCCUGUCCCCUCAAAGUAAUUGAAAUCUCUAAAGACUCUAAUAUUCUUAGUCUCUUCGCCUCUGCUGUCUACCAGCCCUCUACUUACCCCUCCUGGUCUUAGAGCUUUCCCUAUCCUGACUCUGUUGCCAUUUUGUAAUGCCCUUAGGAUAACUGCCUUUCCACUUUUUUGAAGCUUGCUUGUUCAUUUAAUCCACAAAUUUCUGAGUUGAAGUGGUUGUCCGCCCUCUUGUGGCCAUUAUGCAACAUUGCCAGUGUAGCUGGGUGAAACGUUCAGGCUCAAAUAUAGCGUAACAGAAGACCGGCUGCCUCAGUGCACAGACAGGCUAAAGCGACAGGCCUAGAGAAGGCAGAGACUUGCUCAGUGUCACCCAUGGUAAAUCCGUGACAGUGUUCAAGUUAAAGAACCCAGAUCUCCUGCCUGCCUCCCUGCCCAUAGUUCCAACACUUGGCCAGACUGUUCCCCCUCUGCACCCUGUCGACACCACCCAAGCCCAAAGGGUCUAAAAGCAAUUUUCCCCCUGUUUUAAUAAUCAUGAUCUUACCCCACCCUAGAGAGGCAGCUCAGUGUUUAGAAAAAGAGCUACAGGCUCUGAGGAAAGAGAACCUUGCACUAGGAUUGGAUAAAGUAUGCGUUAAUCUGAACUGCAGAUGUAAGGAAAAUCAACCCUACACCAACUUUUUCUGGGAAGGGAGGGCAAGGAGGCCCAGGCCUCAUAAGGGCAGAACUUAGCAUUCCAGACUUGGAGGUUCGAAGAGGGGGUGGGGGUGGGAGAUGAGAGAUGAGGAAAUCCAGAUGGGUCCUGUAGAGUUGGGGAGCUUCGGGGUCAAAGGAUUACACCUCAAUUGGAUAGGCAUCUGAGGGUGUUGAGACGCUGGAGAGGUGGGUGAGUGGGGCUGCCUGGGAACUCCAGGUAGGUCUGGGCAUCCUGUCCCAAUACCUUAGACUCCAUUUCACUACCAGAGAAGCCCAGGAACCCCAAUAAACACACUCCUUGGUCCACCCUACCUGCCUCUGGACUGGCUGCUUAAGGCUUAGCUCUCUGUUAGUUUAGACUUUUCUGGGUCAGGAUGAGGACCUGUUUGGGUACUCAAAGAAGGAGAUGCCAUGAAAAGGGAGAGAGAUGCAGAGAGACAAAAGAGAAUGAAGUGAAAAUGAAGUUUGAAAAUAUAAUCAGAGGGAGCAUACUGCCCUCCACGUGGGCUGGGGACUUUAGUCAGGGCUCAGGGUAAAGGCAGAGAUGAGACUCCUCUUGGCAGCUGUAGGAAUAGCACCUGGGAGGAUAAGGGGUGAUGCUGACUGGGAUGAAUCCAUCAGGGAGACAUGAGACCAUGUGAAUGGGCAAGUGUAAGGACCUGCAUUUAGGAUGGGGCAGUGAGGUUGAGCACAGGACUGAAACUGGAAGCUUAGUGGCAGCUUAGGUGAGAAAUGUUUGGAGCUUGCAGUGGACAUGGGCUCAUUGUGUGCAUGAUGCCAGGCAUGUACUGGGUGUUCAGUGACACCUGCUGAAUGAAUGGAGGAAUGAAUGUAUGUAAACCCACAAGGAGAUGUGACUUAUAAUUUGAAAAGUAGUUACUUAGGUACGAAUAGGUAAUUAAAAAUACUCUAAUUCUUAGCAAACCUAUAAACAAUGCAUUAUUAACAAUGUAUUGUUCUUUAGACAUUUGCUCAAGGUCAGAUAGGUAAUAAAGAAACUAUAGAAUGAACCAAAGUCAGUAUGACGGCAGGGGCUUCCACCCCCUGUCCGAUAGACCUUACUCUCCUAGAAGAACAGGUUGUGCUGUCCAGCAGCAGUGCCAGUGUACAAGUUCCCAUUGCUGCUGUGACAAACUAUGGUGUUGGUAGACCUCCUCUGGAGACUCUAGGGGGUAAUCCAUUUCUUUGCCUUUUCUAGCUUCCAGAGGCUGCUUGUAUUCCUUGGUUCAUGGCCCCUUCCUCCAUCUUCAAAGCCAGCAGCGUAGCAUCUCUCCUCUCUGACCUCUGCUUCCAUCCUUACAUCUUUCUCUAAUUCUCCUGUCUCCUCUUAUGGGGAUUACAUUAUGAUUACAUAUCCUUGUGCUUACACUGGGCCCACUGGGAUAAUCCAGGAUCAUCUCCCCACCUCCAGAUCCUUAGUUUAACCAUAUCUUCCAACUCCCUUUUGCCAUAUAAAGUAAAAUAUUCACAGGUUCUGGGGAUUAGGACAUGAACAUCUUUGGGGGAAGGGCCAUUAUUCAGCCUUCCAUAAGCAGAGACAGAGGGUGUGCAGGAGGAGGCACCUGGGCCCAGAAUGAGCCUCUAUACUUUGUCCAGCAUCCUUCAGGCUGGAGUGAGAGGUGGUGCCAAGGGGUGAUAGCCAGGUCCAGUCCCCAUGUCUGGAGACUGGCAAGUGCCUCCUGCAUCAUCGCUACCAUUUUGUGUUCCUCAAAGCAGAAGAUAAUUACCAGCUAAGUAGCUUGGGCUCUCUCUAGAAAGGGUAGAUUAGUUGUCUCUCUUUUAAAUUAUUAUUAUUUUUUAUUCCUUAAUAAUUAAACCAUACUCCUCAGAGCGUGGUGAACUCUUAUCAUCAGUUGAUUCUAGGCCCCUUUUUUGUUUUAUUUUCUUUUAAUCCCUGAUCCCUAUUCUUAUUCCUCUCCCUGAGCCAGGCAUACACUUUAAUGUGUUCAGUAUGUGUUUGGAUAUGUAUGUAUCUUUGAAAAUAUAAAUAAUUAUGUAUUUAUGUGUUUUAAUACAUAUAAAUGGUAUACUUUUAUAAUAAGCUAACUUCUAUAAUGAAUUGCCCCAUAUUACAGUGAUUUAACACAGUAAAGAUUUGUCACUUACACAGGAGCACAGGUAUUCCUGGUUGGAUGGCUCUCCACUGCCCAUUUCCUGUCCCAGGAUCCUUCCAUUUUCAGGUGGUGAUAGCCUGAUCCUGCAUCACAAAGUUCCCCGUCAACUUUUCACCAAAUUUUUUUCCCAUCCAUUAAUGACCAUUUUAUGAAUUGGUUAUUUCAUUAGCAAUUACAAAAUGAUGGUUUUCUAAUGCUAUUAUUUUUUUUUCUUUUAUUACUUCUGAUUCUAUACAGAAAAACUUUGUCACAUCCUCUAGGACCACUUGGUUACCUUGACAUAAAGUUCAUACCAGAAUGGCAAGAUAGAUGCUGACAUCUGUUCCUUAUUUGUCCCUUUCAAAGUAGUAAGUUGAUGUCCUAGCAACUUGGUGUUCAAUGAUUUUGUUUGGUUUCGAUCUCUCUUUAAAUCAUGCUGUGAACUUUUGUUUUAUAUAUUUAAUGUCUUUUAAUAAUUUGUAGGGGUUUUUUUGUUUUGUGUUAUAUAAAAUCUCAAGCAUAAACAAAAGUAGAAAAAAUAGUAUAAUGAAUUUCCAUGCACCCACCACCCCGCUUUGUUAGUUAUUAACUCGUGGCCAAUCUUGGUUUAUUUAUUCCCUUGACUACUUUCUCCCUAACCAAGACUAUUUUGAAGUAAAACUAGAUAUGAUUCUGUUUCAUUUGUAAAUGUUUUAGUAUGUAUCUCUAAAAGAUAAGGACUUUUAUUGCCAUUAUUGCACCUUAAAGUUAAUAAUUCCUCAAUAUAUAAAAUAUAGCUGUUCAAGUUUCUGAUAAAUUUUGAGUUUCAGUAUCAGUUAUGCUGGCCUCCUGAAAGAAGUCAGGAAGUGUUUCCUCCUCCUGUGCUUUCUGAAAACAUUCGUGUAAGAUUGAUAGUAUUACUCAGUAUUUAAUAGAAUUCAUUAGUAAAAUAAUAUGGGCCUCGAGUUUUCUUUAUGGAGGAGGUUUUUGAUAACAAAUUCAAUUUCUUUGAUACAUAUAGAGCUAUUCUGACCUCUAAUUUCAUUUUGAGUUAGUUUUGGUAAGUUGUGUUUUUCAAAGAAUUUGUUUCAACUAAGCUGUUGAAUUGAUUGGCAUGAAGUUGUUUAUAACACUGCCUUGUGUUUCUUUUAAAAACUCUAUUCAUUGUAAAAUAAAGCACAAGUGUAGAAAACACACAAA
Messenger RNA from Vicugna pacos (alpaca), 6603 nucleotides. It is a transcript of the gene LURAP1, whose product is annotated as leucine rich adaptor protein 1. Lineage: Eukaryota; Metazoa; Chordata; Mammalia; Artiodactyla; Camelidae. The record is from RefSeq and is a predicted model, not a curated record. Gene Ontology annotation, biological process: positive regulation of cytokine production; positive regulation of canonical NF-kappaB signal transduction.